AUGCUGCUGUUCAAAUCAGCGGUGACGUUGCCCCGGAUUACAAAAGAGCUGAUUUGGUCACACCACGUCCAGGAUAACAACACCACCUGCAGCCUGUUUGACAGACGAGGUGGAGGUGGUGAGUUUGAGUCGAGCUGUGCUGUUUUAUUUCAGAUCGAUCAGUGAGUCAUUAAGAGCUUUUGUUUCAGAGCGCAGCGGGUUUCUUAUUGUUUCCAGAGGCCUGGAUGUUCUUCAGCUCUCUGACACUCCUGUCUUCAUCAUCAGUAUCUGCUCAUGUUCUGUGCAUGCAGCUCCAGGACUUGAAGGAUGUGAAAGUAAGGUCAGCCAGGUUUGAGGAGUUCGCAGAGACUGUCGUCCUUGUUGCAGGUCGAAUCUUGAUUUUGCAGUUUUUUGAUGCAUGUCCUCUCUUUGUGCCUCUCUGCAGUUCCUCAUUUCAGCACUCGAGUCCAGUCCCACUCGGGCUCUGAUUACUCAGGUACUGGAGGGAAGCAUUUAAGAUUAUUUAUUGAUUAUGACUGUUUUAGUGUUUUUGUUUCUAAUUUAAAGUCCUGAUGUUUUAGCGCAGGUCCUCACCUGGAUGCACCAUCACAUGUGGUCUUUCUCAGCUCCAGGAUUCCUGACCCUUUAAUCCUAACCCCCAAUUUCAACUGCGUCCGGAACAGCUACUAGAAGGCCGCAUCCGCCGGUCGCAGCUGAUCGUAACCAUUCAAUUUAAUGUGUCAAUUUUCACCGGCUUCUUUCCGUUCCUCCGCGGAUUGCCGGACUGCAAGAGUUAGAUUUUUUCUGGACGCCAGAGCAUAUCGGUUAAAGUCAGUACAGAUUAACCUGUGCUGGAAAGGAAGUCGGGCACAGACACAAAAUAAAACAUCCGGCUUCUUUUCAAAAUACAACACUCCGUGUUUCAGGCGCAUCGUAUUUCACACUAUGCAAACGGGUGGAAACGAACAAGUGAAAGGUUUUUAGACGUCAUUUCAUCCCGAUGACACCAUGGAUGAGGAGAUGCUGAUUCUAGAGGUCUAGAAGUAGAUUUCCUCCACUGGAAGGACACAAUCUACUGCUGAUAUGGUUAACCUAUGUGGCUGACGACAACUUGUUAUCGCGCGAUUGCACGUGAAUUUAUGAUUCCUGCUGUCCAUAAUCCGCCACAAAAUUCAUCUCACAAACGGAUCUGGUAGAAAUUGGCGGACGGUGAAAACUGCUGCCGUCCCGGAUUGGAGUUGUUCUGGAUGCAGUGAAAAUUGGGGGUUAGGUAGAUCAGGUUGUGGUAAAGUUAUGUUUCGGGUUAGAUGUUAAAAAUGCGAACUUUUCACGCUCAAAAGAGAUGAUACUGUCAACUGAAAACCGUCUUUGCUUUAAAUGAGUGUGUAUGUGGUUUACGGUGCUUCUGCAGGCACCCUCUAGUGGACACUCAGGGAACUGCAGUUUUUAACACUUCCACAUCUGCUUCAUUUCUCAGGACUGA
Molecule: messenger RNA, 1462 nt
Organism: Xyrichtys novacula (pearly razorfish)
Lineage: Eukaryota; Metazoa; Chordata; Actinopteri; Labriformes; Labridae
Source: the annotation of a GenBank genome assembly